Oryza brachyantha (malo sina) is the source of this 1938-nucleotide messenger RNA. RefSeq names its product probable pectinesterase/pectinesterase inhibitor 41. Gene Ontology annotation, molecular function: pectinesterase inhibitor activity; pectinesterase activity. The transcript is spliced from 2 exons. Gene Ontology annotation, biological process: cell wall modification. The record is from RefSeq and is a predicted model, not a curated record. NCBI's taxonomy places the organism in Eukaryota, Viridiplantae, Streptophyta, Magnoliopsida, Poales, Poaceae. Bases 89 to 1750 code for a protein of 553 amino acids.
AGUCGUGCUAAUCGCUCGAGCUUACUUAAGUAGUGGUGGUGGUGGUGAGCCAGCGAUCGAGCUAGCUUGUCAUUUGUCAACGAGAACCAUGGCGUCCUUCCACAUAGCCACGCUGCUCUCCGCGACUCUGCUGCUGUCUUUGCUCGUCCUGGCGAGGUCCGACGUCACGCCGCCCACCACGCCGGUGCCGCCAUCCACGGCGUGCAACGGGACGACGGACCCGACGUUCUGCCGCUCCGUGCUGCCGUCGAACGGCACCGGCAACCUCUACACCUACGGCCGGUUCUCCGUCGCCAAGUCGCUGGCUAACGCCAACAAGUUCCUCGGCCUCGUCAACCGCUACCUGUCCGGCGGCAGGCUCGCCGCCGGCGCGGUGGCCGCGCUGCAGGACUGCCAGCUGCUGUCCGGGCUCAACAUCGACUUCCUGUCCGCCGCCGGCGCGACGCUCAACAAAACGUCCAGCACGCUCCUCGACCCGCAGGCCGAGGACGUGCAGACGCUGCUGUCGGCGAUCCUGACCAACCAGCAGACGUGCGCCGACGGCCUCCAGGCCGCCGCCUCGGCGUGGUCCGUGCGCAACGGGCUCGCCGUGCCGAUGAGCAACAGCACCAAGCUUUACAGCGUCUCGCUCUCGCUCUUCACCAGGGCGUGGGUGCCUCCCAGAACCAAGAAGCCGAAGGCAACAAAGCCGCCUCGCAGCGGCGGCCGCGGGAGGGGCCUGUUCGACGCCACCGACGACGAGAUGGUGCGGAGGAUGGCGCUCGAGGGGGCCGCGGCGGCUGUGAACACGGUCGGCUCCGUGACGGUCGACCAGAGCGGCGCCGGCAACUUCACGACAGUCGCCGACGCCGUGGCGGCGGCGCCGACGAACCUCGACGGCACCAAGGGCUACUUCGUGAUACACGUGACCGCCGGCGUGUACGUUGAGAAUGUGGUGGUGCCCAAGAACAAGAAGUACGUGAUGAUGGUCGGCGACGGCAUCGGGCAGACGGUGAUCACCGGCAACCGGAGCGUCGUCGACGGCUGGACGACCUUCAACUCCGCCACGUUCGCUGUGCUCGGGCAAGGAUUCGUGGCGGUGAACAUGACGUUCCGGAACACGGCCGGGCCGGCGAAGCACCAGGCGGUGGCGCUCCGGUGCGGCGCCGACCUGUCGACGUUCUACCAGUGCAGCUUCGAGGCUUACCAGGACACGCUGUACACGCACUCGCUGCGGCAGUUCUACCGCGCCUGCGACGUCUACGGCACCGUCGACUACGUGUUCGGCAACGCCGCCGUCGUGUUCCAGGACUGCACGCUGUACAACCGCCUCCCCAUGGCCGGGCAGAGCAACACCGUGACGGCGCAGGGCCGCACCGACCCUAACCAGAACACCGGCACCACCCUCCAGGGCUGCGCCGUCGUCGCCGCGCCCGACCUCGCCGCCAACACGGCGUUCGCCACCACCAACUACCUCGGCCGGCCGUGGAAGCUCUACUCGCGCACGGUGGUCAUGCAGUCCGUCGUCGGCGCGCUCAUCGACCCGGCCGGGUGGAUGCCGUGGGACGGCGACUACGCGCUCAGCACGCUCUACUACGCCGAGUACAACAACUCCGGCCCCGGGGCGGACACCAGCAGGAGGGUGAGCUGGCCGGGCUACCACGUGCUCAACAACACCGCCGACGCCGGCAACUUCACCGUCGGCAACAUGGUGCUCGGCGACUUCUGGCUGCCGCAGACCGGCGUGCCCUUCACCAGCGGCCUCAACUGAUCUGUCGACGAAAACAUACAUACAUACAUACUACAUAGACACACGUGAUUGGUACAAGUACUCAGUUGUGUCGAUUGUUAAACAUUUUUAGAUGAUGUAAUUGUAACUUUAGCAAAAAAAAAAUACUGAAUUAGGCAGAGAAAAGGAAUACAAUAAGUGGUAUAAAAAUACCACAGAAAGAGCUUAAA